Molecule: messenger RNA, 345 nt
Organism: Loa loa (African eye worm)
Lineage: Eukaryota; Metazoa; Nematoda; Chromadorea; Rhabditida; Onchocercidae
Exons: 1
Coding region: 7-333 (108 amino acids)
Source: RefSeq, a predicted model, not a curated record
UUAUAGAUGAAAGAAACACGGAUAACAUGUGAUACCGAAAUUCCAAUAUCAACAGGUAAUGGCAACAGAUUUAAUCAUUGCAUUGGAAAAUAUCAUAAUUAUAGCUUACCACAUGGUAUAACAAUUGCUAAUGAUAACGAUAAACAUUAUGAUAAGCCACAAAAGGAGGAUGAUUUAUCAAUGGAAAUUAUUGGAUCAACAGAAGGAACAACAACAAUGAAUUGUAUACAUAAUAAUGAAACAUGUAAUCAAUGUUAUUCGGAUAUUCGUCUUCGUAAUUAUGAUAUACCCAAGGAUACUAUUAAUAGUAACAUUUUGGAAAGGUUAUCAUAAUUUUCUUCCUUU